This is a messenger RNA of Aspergillus costaricaensis CBS 115574, 259 nucleotides long. RefSeq lists its product as uncharacterized. The transcript is spliced from 2 exons. The record is from RefSeq and is a predicted model, not a curated record. NCBI's taxonomy places the organism in Eukaryota, Fungi, Ascomycota, Eurotiomycetes, Eurotiales, Aspergillaceae. The annotation marks the transcript as partial.
CCGCCGCUGGUUCCUAUGUAAUCCCCUCAAAUCCCCCCUCGCUCCUCGUUCAUUCAGCAGCAAUUCCUCAAGUCUUCAGGUCUCACACUCUUGUUCCUCCUACCACAAAAGACUCCUGCCUUCCUCCGAGACAUAUUAUCUCAAAACAACCACAUCUCACAAAAUGCGUGUCGCUACUCUCGUCCUCGUCGCCUUCUCGGCCGUGGCUCUCGCCCUCCCUACCACCAACAACGUCGAGCGUGCCGCUGCUGACGCCAAC